Pelecanus crispus (Dalmatian pelican) is the source of this 1341-nucleotide messenger RNA. NCBI's taxonomy places the organism in Eukaryota, Metazoa, Chordata, Aves, Pelecaniformes, Pelecanidae. The record is from RefSeq and is a predicted model, not a curated record.
AUGUUCGUCUACAAGUGGCCUGCAGACAAGGAGAACGACACCGGGGUGGUCAGCGAGCACAGCAUGUGUGAUGUGGAGGGUCCUGGCAUCUCCAGCUACAGCUCCAACCCUCCAGCUGCUGGGACAAGCUUGGUGCACUGCCUGAACCAGGCUCUGAGAGACGUGCCCAAGGAGAAGCACACAGGCACCCCGCUCUACCUGGGCGCCACGGCCGGCAUGCGUCUGCUCAACAUCAUGAACCUGCAGGCUUCAGACGCUGUCCUCAGCGCCGUGGCGGCCACACUGAAGUCAUACCCUUUCAAUUUCCGGGGGGCAAAGAUCCUGUCAGGGGAAGAAGAAGGGGUCUUCGGCUGGGUCACCGCAAACUACCUCCUGGAGAACUUCAUCAAGCGUGGGUGGCUCGGGGAAUGGAUCCAGCCCCAGAAGAAGACCCUGGGGGCCAUGGACUUUGGCGGCGCUUCCACACAGAUCACCUUUGAAACCAGGGACACCAUCGAAGACCCCAGAAAUGAAGUGAUGCUGAAGCUGUAUGGCCAGACGUACAAAGUGUACACCCACAGCUUCCUCUGCUACGGAAGGGACCAGGUCCUCAAGAGGCUGCUCUCAAAGCUCCUCCAGGCUGAAAGCUACAAAGCAACUGUCCUCCAUCCCUGCUGGCCCACGGGCUACCACAAGAGCCUGUCACUGAGCAGCAUCUACGACAGCCCCUGCACAGAGAAGGAGAGGCCCAGCCUUGCUCUCAACACCACCAUCACUGUGGCUGGCUCUGGGAAUGGGAGCCUCUGCACUCUGCACAUCAGCAAGCUCUUCGACUUCACCACCUGCCCCUUCUCCCGCUGUUCCUUUGAUGGCAUUUUCCAGCCGGAGGUUUCGGGAAACUUCAUCGCCUUCUCUGCCUUCUUCUACACGGUCGACUUCAUCCAGACAGUGAUGGGGACACCUGUACGCUUGCCCAGCGAUCUGAAGGAUGCUGCUGAGACCAUCUGUGCCACCAGCUGGAGUGAGCUGCUCCAGAAAGCCCCUAAGCUGGAGAAGAGACUGUCGGAUUACUGCGCUGUCAGCAUGUUCGUUUAUUUGCUCACCACCAAAGGCUACAACUUCAACAAUCAUUCCUUCCCCAACAUUGCCUUCCAGAAGAAGGCAGGAGAAACCUCCAUUGGCUGGGCCCUGGGCUACAUGCUGAACCUCACCAACAUGAUCCCAGCGGAGAAGCCCUCUUCCCACAAAAGCAUGCUGUACAACUACUGGGUCAUCCUCAUCCUGCUCUUUGUGGUCACCACCCUGAUGUCUCUGGUGACUGCCAUCUGCCUGCUCCGGCGCAGCAAGUCCAGUGCAAUCUAA